This is a messenger RNA of Bombina bombina (fire-bellied toad), 686 nucleotides long. Its product is annotated as interleukin-17C-like. Gene Ontology annotation, molecular function: cytokine activity. The transcript is spliced from 3 exons. Gene Ontology annotation, cellular component: extracellular region. The record is from RefSeq and is a predicted model, not a curated record. Lineage: Eukaryota; Metazoa; Chordata; Amphibia; Anura; Bombinatoridae. Bases 13 to 615 code for a protein of 200 amino acids. Gene Ontology annotation, biological process: inflammatory response.
AAUCCUCUAGCAAUGAAUGGUUUCUGCAUAACGAUGAUUCUGUGUUGUCUGUUAAUUUUGUUUAUAACAGACUGUGCGUCUAGAAAGUCAGGGCAUAAAAAAAACAACUCUGGCAAAAGACGUCAAGGCAAAAAGCAUCAGCAGAUCUGUGACUACAAAGAGGAUAUACAUCAACAAAAUGUUUUGCAGUUCAUUGUUGGAAAGAAAAUGGACUUGAAAAAAUAUCCUGCAGUGUACUUGGUGCCCAAACUGAAAGACAUACAGGAAAAGAGAAGAAAGAAAGGGAGGGAACCAGUGGAGGGCUGUCCUAAUUUGGAUAUUACACAUCCCAUUAAAAGUGAACUUCUGCAUGAGAGAUCCAUCUCACCUUGGACACUCAGGAUUGACUAUGAUGAGGACAGAUUCCCUCAGGAACUAGCCUUCGCCGAGUGUUCGUGUAAGGGCUGCAUUAGUUCCAAGACAGGCAAAGAAGACUUUAAUUUAACCUCAGUGCUUGUCUACCAAAAAAUGAUGGUCCUGCGGAGAAAGCCGUGCCCAGAUAAUUCCAAAACCUACAUUUUUGAAUUAAAUUACGAGGAUGUGCCUGUGGCUUGUACUUGUGCGGUACCGAAGUGAAGAACUAGGAACUCCUAUGGAGUAUUGUUGAUUCUGCUGAGAUCAACCCAAAAUUUGCUAUGACCAUGUCA